UAUACUAAACAAGUGUUAUCAAUCAUAUCAAAUGCACAAUCUAUUGAUUUAUUAAGAGAGCUAUGUCGUUUAACGUUGCAAGUUCCUUCAUCUGAUCUUCCGACAGCUGAGGAAGUGAAAGGAUAUAAUGCCGAAGAACUUAAUAGAUUUUUGAAAAAGAGACUAAACAACAUUGUUAAACACAUUGAUACCUUAACAGAUCAAGAAGUCGAUGGAGAAGCCUUUCUUGACUUAACGCCCGCUGGCCUUAAAGCUUAUGAGAUACCUCUCGGACCUACUUCAAAAAUCGUAAAGCUGAUUAACGAAAUUCAAAGAGUCCUGAAAGGAACUGCUGAUUCUGUAUAUUUAUUCAUAGACAAUUCGAACGUAUAUAUCCAAGGAAAGAAAGAGACAGCCAGGCGUGAAGCUGUAGAUGAACAUCUGGUUCAAAUCGAUUAUGGUAAAUUAGUUGAAACGGCUCAAGAUGGUCGACAUAUGGGUGCUGUUCCUGUUGUUGUGGGAUCGAUUCCUCCUCCUGAAGAUACAAUAUGGGCAAAGCUUAGGAAUCUCGGAUAUAGUGUAACCGUAUUUGAGCGAAAUUUUUUAAAUAGAGAAAAAGAGGUCGAUUCGGAAGUCUCUUUACGUAUUAGUGACACAAUCCACGAUUAUAUGCCCGGUACGGUGAUAUUAAUCGCCGGAGAUGGUGACUACGGUCCGAUAUUUAGACGAGUCCUUGACAAAAAUUGGACAAUUGAGAUCUGGUUUUGGACCGAUGGAAUGGAUAUCGAUUAUCCUGAAUACAGAACAGCAAUUGCUACAAGAACCACCAUUAUAAAUCUGGACGACUUUUACAAGAAAUUCAUGUAUGCUUGUGGAUAUAAUGGAAUUUCGGAAACAAAGUGGCUUCAAAUUUUUACAGACCUAGUUGAGGAUAGUGACAUAAUGAAAUGUUACGUAGAAUUAGACUUGUUCGGUUGGUGGUACAGACCAAAGCCGGACUCUUUGAAAUU
Messenger RNA from Funneliformis caledonium, 989 nucleotides. The record is from the annotation of a GenBank genome assembly. Lineage: Eukaryota; Fungi; Glomeromycota; Glomeromycetes; Glomerales; Glomeraceae.